AAAAUGGAGACGUCGACCAGGUGUGCUGGGCGCGGUGUCUCUGCCUAGGGAAGCGAGAUGGAGCAGGCUCCACAGACGAGGGGAUAGACGAGAGAAUGGGAGCUCCGCGGCGCAAGAGGAGAGACAGGGCUUUCCUCCAGCCGCAGGAAGACCACGUGCGACAACAAAGUGGCGUGCAAAGGCCAGACUACUUGUUGAAAUUUGAGAAGAAAAGUGUCUUCUCAGAGAGGCUGGCUGGAGAAGACGGAAGUUCAAGACUAGAAGCCUGAGUGAUUGCCCCAAGAACGUGGAUGAUGGCUGCAGAGAUGCCCAGAGUAACCACUCCCCUGAGCCCUUUGGUCCAGGUACCUCAAGAGGAAGAUGAACCGGAGGAGGAGGUCGCCACCAUGAUCCUGGAGGAUGACUCCUGGGUUCAGGAAGCUGUCCUGCAGGAGGAUGGCCCUGAGUCCGAGCCCUUUCCCCAGAGCACUGGCAAGGGCAGCCCGCACGAGGAGGUAGCGGGAGGGCCUCAGGGUGCGCUUGGCCGCCUUCGAGAGCUCUGUCGGCGCUGGCUGAGGCCGGAGGUGCACACCAAGGAGCAGAUGCUGACCGUGCUGCCGAGGGAAAUUCAGGCCUGGCUGCAAGAGCAUCGGCCCGAAAGCAGCGAGGAGGCAGUGGCCCUGGUGGAAGACUUGACCCAGACCCUUCGGGCCAGUGAUUUUGAGAUCCAGAGUGAAAAUGGGGAGAACUCUAACCAAGACCCAUUUGAGGAUGUGGACUCCCAUGAGAUCUUCUCAGAAGCACCUGGAGGGGAGGGUGGCCAGCAGUCUGACUGGGAGAGUGACUUUGAGAGAGACUGUGGCUCCAGGCGGCCCCAGGGAAAUGCCCCCGGCAAGGACCACGGGGAGACGCCACCGUCGGGCAGGGAAGUGGGACAGCUCAUAGGCCUUCAGGGCACCUACCUGAAUGAGAAGCCCUAUGAAUGUCCCCAGUGUGGGAAAACCUUCAGCCGGAAGUCCCACCUAAUUACACACGAGCGGACCCACACGGGGGAAAAAUACUACAAAUGCGACGAGUGCGGAAAAAGCUUUAGCGAUGGUUCGAACUUCAGCCGACACCAAACUACUCACACCGGGGAGAAACCUUACAAGUGCAGGGAUUGUGGGAAGAGCUUUAGCCGGAGCGCCAACCUCAUAACCCACCAGAGGAUCCACACGGGAGAGAAACCCUUUCAGUGCGCCGAGUGUGGCAAGAGUUUCAGCCGGAGCCCCAACCUCAUCGCUCAUCAGCGAACCCACACGGGAGAGAAACCGUACUCGUGCCCCGAGUGUGGCAAGAGUUUCGGCAACCGGUCCAGCCUUAAUACACAUCAGGGAAUCCACACGGGGGAAAAGCCCUACGCGUGUAAGGAGUGUGGCGAGAGCUUCAGUUACAACUCCAACCUAAUCAGGCACCAGAGGAUCCACACGGGGGAGAAACCAUACAAAUGUCCCGACUGUGGGCAGAGGUUCAGCCAGAGCUCGGCGCUCAUCACACACCGGAGGACGCACACGGGUGAGAAGCCCUACCAGUGCAGCGAGUGCGGCAAGAGCUUCAGCCGCAGCUCCAACCUGGCCACGCACCGGCGGACCCACAUGGUGGAGAAGCCCUAUAAGUGCGGGGAGUGCGGGAAGAGCUUCAGCCAGAGCUCCAGCCUGAUCGCGCACCAGGGCAUGCACACGGGCGAGAAGCCCUACGAGUGCCUGACGUGCGGGGAGAGCUUCAGCUGGAGCUCCAACCUCAUCAAGCACCAGAGGAUCCACACGGGGGAGAAGCCCUAUAAAUGCGGCGACUGCGGGAAAUGCUUUAGCCAGCGCUCCCAGCUGGUGGUGCACCAGAGGACUCACACGGGCGAGAAGCCCUAUAAAUGCCUCAUGUGUGGCAAGAGCUUCAGCCGGGGCUCCAUUCUGGUCAUGCACCAGAGAGCCCACUUGGGAGACAAGCCCUACAGGUGUCCCGAAUGCGGGAAAGGCUUUAGCUGGAAUUCCGUUCUCAUUAUCCAUCAGCGAAUCCACACAGGGGAGAAGCCCUACAAGUGCCCUGAGUGUGGCAAAGGCUUCAGCAACAGCUCCAAUUUUAUUACACACCAGAGAACUCACAUGAAAGAGAAACUGUAUUGACGUGGCAGUGAGGGGCCUGGCCUGGGAGAGGGCAUUGUCACCCUGCCCCAAAUAGGGUUGCCUUUGAGAAGAGCCGUUCUUCCUAAAUGCUCUUUGGGGAUUUUUUGCCAGAAUCUUCCACCCGCUCAUCCUCAUUUCUAGGAUGCCGUCAUCUUAGUGGUCGGAGUCAGACCCCAAGAGCAGAGUGUAGGAACAGAAGGUGGGAAAGUUGGGUCUUUUCCUGUAAAUUUCACAACUUGAUUGGCUCCUCCUCUCCUGAUCCUCUGUGCCUCGAUUUCCUCUUUGGUAGGGCAAGGGGUAGUGUUUCUCCAUGUGGGAGAGAAGACAGCCUGGCCACAGCCCCACUGAGUCCUCAGAGAAAUACCGGGGAUCCAUCAGUCGGUCUGGUGGUUUUGCUGCCACUCGUCGGGCUGGUGCCUUCACCCCGAGCUGCUAGCAUUCCAGCUCCCUGCCCAUGGCACAACCAGCUCUUCCUGGCUUUGUGUCCUGGGCUUUGAUUUCAGGUCAAGGUGGAGGGGCUUCUCCAGUUCUGAGUCAUCCUCAUGAAGGUAAAGCCCUUUUCUGUUUCUAGAAAGUCUCAGGAACACCGAAACACUAUGGGCUGGAACCACUGUCCCAGUAACCUCUCCAGUUGAUGAGAGUUGACACAGGGCUGCCAGGAAAGGUAAAAUCGAGAUUUACGUGUUUGCCUUUGUCUCUGCUUACUGUCCUAUGGUAAGUCGGCUGCCAGGGGGAUGCACUACUUCUUGUGGGGUUUCGUCUUUUGAGUGUGAAGUGAAGACAGAGACCUCCCAGCAGCCCACCCCCGGUGGACAGUAGCUUCUUCUCAUCAACAGCGAAACAGCCCUGAGCUCUGCAGGGUGGGCUUGUGUCUCUACCCCACAGAUCACAGCCCCGUUGUCAUCACUCUAUGCACUUGUCAUUUCCCUGUUCUUAGAUUUUUUAUUUUAUAUAUGCAGAGCUAGAAUUCUGUCCGGUAGCCUUUGUAUACUAAGAGCAUUAUUUUUAAGGAAGUGUUGAUUUUAGGGUGCAUCUGUCCCCUGGAGAGAUUUGGGCUUGAAUCAGGAAUUGUCCUACAGGUGUCGCCCUGGAUCUUGGGAUGCUGCCGGGUUUUGUUCUUGUGUCUUUGGGCCUUGAAACAUUAAGACAGGGGGAUGACAGCAGGUGAAGGGGCUUGUUACGAGGGAAGAGGAGAGUAGAUGUGUUUCCGGGAAACGUGAAACUGCCACCUCCUACACAUGGAGCCUGUGCCUAGAACGGGCCUUGGUUCUUACAGGAUGGAUGCUCAGUAUCGCCUAAUAAAGUAG
This is a messenger RNA of Equus quagga, 3445 nucleotides long. It is a transcript of the gene ZSCAN2, whose product is annotated as zinc finger and SCAN domain containing 2. The transcript is spliced from 3 exons. Gene Ontology annotation, biological process: negative regulation of transcription by RNA polymerase II. Gene Ontology annotation, molecular function: DNA-binding transcription repressor activity, RNA polymerase II-specific. The record is from RefSeq and is a predicted model, not a curated record. NCBI's taxonomy places the organism in Eukaryota, Metazoa, Chordata, Mammalia, Perissodactyla, Equidae. Bases 291 to 2138 code for a protein of 615 amino acids.